ACCUCGGGACCAAACGUUUAGACAAAAUACUUGUAAAAGUGCUAAGUUAAAUAUUUCUGAGUAAAGAUACAAAACAGAGAGGGAUAUAUGUGUUUGGUUUCUUUAAAAAAAAAAAGGAAUAAUUUUGUGUGUUGGUGUGGAAAUUUGUUUCAAAUUCAAGAAACUUAUUUACUGUUCGGAAAUUCAAGAAUUUGGAUUUCAAAGUAAUUACGACUAUUAUAAAGUUGUUUUCUUCUUACAAUUUGUAUUUUAAAGUCAGGAGAACGUACUUCUUUAACCAAGAACUAUGGGCCAAGAUGCAAGUAAAACAUCAGGAGACCAUAAGUAUGUUAGUAUUCCUGGAAUGAUCCGCCACUGGUCAGGCGGAAAGUUCAUUCAUCCAAUGGGAGGCUCGGAAAAUCCGGACAACGACACCAAAUUGGUAAUUCACGAGGCGACCCACCCCAACAUGAGGUUCCGCUUCGUCCAGUUCGAGGGUCCCUGGGGCUACAUAGAGCACGUCGCCAGCGGCAAGGUCGUGCAUCCUCAAGGCGGCAGCAGUGACCCAGGCAACGGCACGGCUUUGGUUUUACACGAGGCCCGCCACGCCGGGGCGCUGUUUGCCUUCGACUACGAAAACCACCUCAUACAACACCGCAGCAGCAAAUACUUCCACCCCGAGGGCGGCAACGUCAGCCCCCCCAACGACACUGAGCUCGUGCUACACGAGGAUGUCCACGACGGCAUGCGAUGGGUUGUGGUCACCGUCGACAACGUCGAGACGCCACUCUACAUGUGAUGACAUUCUGUCGCUAAAAUAUUUAUUUUGUAUCUGAUCUCCGUUUACCCUUUCAUCUUUCAGUGUUGUUUGUAGAACAUAACGUGCAUACAUGUGCAAUAACAUCCGUUGUAUGUAGAGCAUCUCAGUGCGAUUGUUAUUUCUAUGUCAAGCUGCAGUGACGGGAAUAUUUCAUACUGCUCUCGUUACUAACUGAAUGUUGCUGCCGGAUUAUAAAUAGUGAUCAUAA
Messenger RNA from Gigantopelta aegis, 1007 nucleotides. Its product is annotated as lectin-like. The record is from RefSeq and is a predicted model, not a curated record. The transcript has a single exon. The coding region runs from base 287 to 778 and encodes 163 amino acids. NCBI's taxonomy places the organism in Eukaryota, Metazoa, Mollusca, Gastropoda, Neomphalida, Peltospiridae.